AACGUAAAUGCUGCCACCAACCUCGAGAUAUGAGUUCGAAAGUAUUCAACGCUUCAAGCUGAAACGCAUUACUGUUUCACGGCAUAAAUCACCCGUGCGGACUCACAAGACGUCCUAAUUACCCAAAUUAUAAUGCUGCUGGUUUCAAUUUUUAUUACACGAUGUUAUUCCUUCACCGUAGAAGUCAAUCGUGAACAUUUGUUAAGCACAUAAUUGAUCAGAAAAAAUUGUAGCUGCCUGCGGGAUUCGAACACCGGUGCAUCGCUACAUACGAAUGCACCGGACGUCUUAUCCUUUAGGCCACAACGACUUCAAAACCACCGGCCACCGGUCCGAAAAAAUAAAAAAAGGUUGACACCCGUGAUCUCCCCCUACCCGUCUGAGCGUAGUUGGAAUAGACCCAUAAGCCAGCCACGAUUAUUUCGAAAACAAAAGGAUUUAUUAAGCGUAUUACGGGCUUCGCACUUGUCCGUUUUUGUUUAACGUGAAAAAUCCUCUUGUACAUUCGCGAUCCUGAAAAUCGAUAUAAAAGCCAUUAAAGCCCACAAUUUAAUGUUUUUGAAGCAAAAUGAUCACCUCGCCGUACGUAAAAUUUAUAAACAAUUUAUCAUACCAAAAGAAAGUAAUUAAAAAACUGACAAAGGCUUUUGAUUGGUUGUGUUUUCUAUAAGCGUUUGUCUACACUAUAUUCUCUCUAUGGAAUUUGUCACUAUUGCACUUAUUUUAUGGUGCGAAGUAUUAAUAGAUGUUAAACUAAAUUUGUAAAAUAGAAAAUGUUUAUUUUUAUGUAGGUAAAUAUCAUAAUUACAUCUCGAUAAUUUAAAAAAAUAUUGAUUUAUGAUUAACACUCAAUCAAAAAUAAAGUCGCAGAUAAAGAAUCAAAGAAGAAAUCAAAAAUAUUCGAUGGUUCCUUACUUAUUCUCAUGUAAAAGACAAUGUUAGUAUACCGUGAAAUUGUUUGAACUAAAGGAAGGAGCUGUGAAAAAUAAAUUCAAUUUCUUCCCGUGUAUCCUGAGAUUAAUAUAAGAUGGCGGCGUCACGAUUAUGCGCAUGCGUGUAAAUCGACUAGCCCCCACGGAACAGUUGCGAGAGGUAGUCACUCGGUGAUGUACGGGCUCGAAUGGGCGCCGCGGGAUGGGCGCGCGGUGAAGCCCGCGUGGCCGACGACUCCGACUUCGAAACCCUGAAGAGUCUGCUGGCUUCGGACCGCGGCUGGACCCUCGAGUACGAGCGCGACGGCGUCAAGGUCUGGGUGGAGGAUGCGGCCCACGGCGCGCUCAGAACCGUCAAGGUGGUGGCGGAGUUUGGAGAUGUGGAACCGGAUGCGCUGUACGACGUGCUGCACGACCCCGAGUACAGAUCCGUCUGGGACACGCACAUGCUGGCCGCCGAGGACGCUGGACACAUCAACGUUAAUAACGACGUUGGGUAUUACGCAAUGUCGUGUCCGGCGCCACUCAAGAAUCGCGAUUUCGUGCUGCAACGCUCCUGGCUGGAUACGGGUGAUGAGAAGAUGAUCCUCAACCAUUCAGUGUAUCACAAAGAUUUUCCGCCUAGAAAAGGAUUUGUGAGAGCCUUAUCACUCUUGACCGGGUUCGUGGUGAGGAGCCGGGAGGGCGUCGGAAGUUGGCUGGGGUACGUGUCACGGUCGGAUCCCAGGGGAGCCCUUCCGGCAUGGCUUGUUAACAGAGUAACAGCCCAGUUAGCUCCGAGAUUAGUGCAGCAAUUACACGCAGCGGCUCGAAGGUAUCCUGGAUGGAAAGCCCUCACCGACUACCCCUACCACAAACCCUGGAGGCACCCGGAGCAAGUACCGCCUUACAGAAUAUCCUUGGAUGAUUGUGUAGAUCCUGAUGCGCCACCGCCUCCUGAAAAUCCAAAACCCGAUACAUCCAAAACAAAACUAGACGUGCCGCAGCACAGCGAAGCGGAGAGCCACAGCAUCGAAGAUCUCGGGGACUUAUCGUCAGAGUUCAGUGUGGAAGUUGAAGAGGACGUACCGGACCCCGCUCAAGAUCCCACAAAGAAGAAAGGAAAGUUCUACAGGCUGGUGAAAACGAUGAAGAAUCGACGGAAAAGCGUGCAAGUUGCGAAAUCUGCCGACAGCUUGACGGAGGCGAAGUCCGAGGAAAAACAAGAAAAGAAGAAAACGUUCAAGUUCCAUAGAAGAUUCAGCCUCAGCAGGGGAAGGGAAGAUUGAGCUUAAAAGAGUUGUGAGUAGGGAUUUUAAUGUUCACUCCGUUGUUUUUGCAGCGGAGCCUGGGGGAACAUCUUAGAGUCGCCUGGUUCUAAAACUGCUGCUUGUUUUUGGCAAUUGAUGAAAAAAAAAGCUAAGAAUUGAUGACUAAAAAAAGUGGUUCUACGAACAAAUAUAUAUAAAAAAUGUUAUCCAUAUCUAAAGUAUAUUGUUGCUUUUAAAAUAUUAUAACAAUCUUUUAUAUACUAUAUCUUUUAUAUUCAAUGGGCUAGGUGCUUUAAAACCGAUUGUUUAAGAAAGCGAUCAUCUACAAGUUAACAAUUUAUCUUCUAUCUAUUUUUAUUAUAAAAAACUUUAACAGAAGUGUGUUAGUUGAUUUUACAAAAAAAAAACAGUUACAAAGCACUAUUUUAUUUUGCCAUUUUGCCUGUUAAUUUGUUAUUUUUCCAAAUUACAAAAAUGACUCGGCUUAACAACAUUUGACAUUUAGUGUCAAAGACAGUUUGACAGAAGUCAAUGGAUAAAAAUGCUAAACAUCUCUCGCCGCGGUCAAGGAAACCGGAGACGUUACUAAAUAAUAUUUCUUAGCAGCUGAGCAACGUAAGUAAAAACUGAGCUCCCAUUUUGUACAAUAUAUUCGUAACGAGUGUUUAUUUCAAACUAAGCAAGAGCAGUACGGACAUAUCUGCUGUACGAUUAUAAUAAUGUGUUUAAUGCAAAAGUCCAUUUAUUUUGAACUACGACGUUCUAUCAGAAAAACGUGAAAUUGAAAAGAAAUCACUUGUAUAUAGUGUAGUAUAAGGUGUUGAAGUAGCAUGUUGAUACAACUUAAUUAGAUCUCUUUCUCUGACUUGAAACUCGACUAAAUUUUCGUUAGUGUUAGUUUUGGGUGUUUUUAACGUUUCUUGUUCAUUGUUAUUUGGCUUUAUGUACGUAGAAGGCAGUCAGCCUCGAAUUAUGAUAGCUGUUUUAAGAGUUGAUGUCUUUUUGGUUCCGGUAGCAACACACCACAUCGAUAUAUAUUUUCUUUUAUAAGAUGUAACCCGAAAAUAUAGGCCGCCUUGCCGUAUUUUUCCCAGAUUGUCGAUCGUCACUCGACAUAUCUACUGUUUGUAAAUGUACGGAAUAUUCAAAUCGAAAGGUUUUUAAUGAAAUGUUUAUUAAAUGCACAAAUACGUUAGAUAAGUAGUUAACAUAAACAAGUUGAUAAGUAAUUUAACUUUCAUUUAUAAAAACAUAGAGGAAAAUUUUCUGUAUUCUUUCACAAGAAUAAAAACCUUAUCCAUUUACAAUUUGUAUCUUUUAGAAUUUAUUUACGUGUUUAUUAAUGAUGCAUUUCUAAUUAAGUCUGAAAAACGUUACUAGUGCAUAAUAAAAUAUUAGUUUAUUCUGACUUGACUUUCCCGUGUUACACGAACAGCGUGACUUACUGGUGGUAGGACCUUUUGUGAGUCCGCGCGGGUGGGUACCACCACCCUGCCUAUUUCUGCCGUGAAGCAGUAAUGCGUUUCGGUUUGAAGGGUGGGGCAGCCGUUGUAACUAUACUGAGACCUUACAACUUAUAUCUCAAGGUGGGUGGCGCAUUUACGUUGUGAUGUCUAUGGGCUCCAGUAACCACUUAACACCAGGUGGGCUGUGAGCUCGUCCACCCAUCGAAGCAAUAAAAAAACAAAAAAAUAAACAAACUAGAUUAGUUACAAACAAAUCUUUCGUAUCGUAUUCAUUGUGUAAAUGAUUUACAUAAAAAGAUAGAUAGAUAAAAAGAAGUUAAACAGUUCGCAAAAAAAAAGAACGACACUUACAAGCAAAUCUUGCAAACGACGUAAAUCUUGUUACAAUGAAACUUUUUUUCGAAUAAUUCGAGAGAAUUCCGGCUCACGUGAAAAGAUUUAUAAUAGCAAAACUUAAUGUUUUUGUAACGCAAUAGGCAAUACAGUUUUUACGAGAUCAAGUUCAAGGAUAACUGUAUUGUUUGUGACCAGACAGAAUUUUUUUUUUUUUUACCCCACCUUUUCAGAAAAGAAUUAUCGCUUUGUAAGCCUGUGAAGCGUUCGUUCAGAAAUUGAUUCAAUACUUUAGAAUGUAGCAUUGUAUUAUCGAAGAAAAUAAAACAAGAAUCAAUCAUUAUUUAUUCAUCAUUAAUAAUUUAAGGAAAAUUGGGUUAAUUCAGCUUUAUACAUAUAUGGAUGGAUCAAAAUCAUCAGUGUCGCCAUUUAGUUUGAACAAAUUUUUGUAUUUCGCUAACCAAAACAAACAGUUUGAAAAGGCGAUGACUGUUUUAAAAAACAAACCUAUUUAAAAUGACUCAUUUUUAAUUGAAAGAAUAUAUCCAUAUGAGGUUUAUGCUUUUAGAGUACAAUGAUGAAUAUUAUGACCAAUUACCAAUCAUAAAACGAUUAUGACCAAAUAAGAAUGACAUAAUCAAAUUUAUUGUAAACUGCGCCCAGGUUUUUAGGCUAUAAAAUACAAUUGAAUUUUCGGCUUUAUGUGGGUGGACCGAUUGCUCGUCAUGAGCAAAUAAUUUUCUUAUAUCGAAUAUCUACGUACCGAGUUAAAUUUUGGUAGAACUUAUAAAACCGAUAUCGAUUUGUUAUUUAUUUCAAUGGCUAAGUGCUUUUCAAUUACAUGAAGAACAGCAAAGGCUAAGCUCUCCAUCGAGGUAUCUAAGCUGGAGAGACCAACGACAAUCCGAAUUAUGCGGAAGUUCCACACAUGCAAGGUUUCCUUGAAAGAUCCGUUUGCAUUAUUAAUUAUUUUUUACACUCGUACACUUUAUUAAAAAAACAUAAAAUUUAAAACCAAUAGUUACAUAUCUUCAGAGUCAGAGGCUACGAAUAACAGAGGGUAAAAAUUUCUAAAGUCGCUUGUUCUAUUAAAGUAUUGAGAAACUUAGUAUCGAACGAUUACGUUAUUAUAAAGACACAAUUUGAUUAUCAUCCUAAUACAAUAUACAUCAGAGAAAACUCGAUAAUUUCAAAGAAUAUUCUCACAUUUAGCUUUUUUUUUUUUAUUGCCCUUGUAGGCAGACGAGCUUACGACCCACCUGAUGGUGAAUGGUUACCGUCGCCCAUGGACUUCAGCAAUGCCAGGGGCAGAGCCAAGCCGCUGCCUACCGAAAGCUUACUCAAAUUUUAAUACUACCGCAAUCUUUAAUACGUUUACGAUGGUGCCUUUUCUAUCUAUCUGUAUCUAUUACUAAUUAAAUCGUUUCUUUAUUCUAGUAAUUUAAGUGCAAACAUAUUUAUGAUAAGAUAUAAAAUAAUUUGUACGCUGUAUUAUAGUAUUCGGCUGAAAGUCUUCAUUAUUACUGUUCUACGCAAAUCUAUACCUUUUACUCUUAAUGAAAGGAAAAUUAUUUAAUGUUUUGUCAAAUAAAAAGUCGUGUUUAUUAUUUUGUCGUGUUUAUUCCAAAGAAUUCAACAAGACAUAAUAUGAGGCCGUCAGCGCAAAAGUGGCCUAAGCUUACUAUAGUUAGUAUGGAGAUAUCGAGGUUUAAAUUUACUUUUACACUUUACAAAAAGAAAAAAACAAUACGCGCGAAAAUAAUGUUUACAAAGCCAUCUGUUAUCUAUCGCUGAAACUAGGGUUAGGCCGGUUAUGCGUCAAAAUUUAUUUUGUUUCAAAUAAAUUGCAAUUUCAAAUAAAAGAAAAACAUAAAUUUUGGAAAAUUGUGGGUUAGGCCACUUUUACGCUGAUGGACUUAUAUGUAUGUUGUAGCAUCUAUAAAAUAUCACUUAAAUACGUCUCUGUUCUUUCUAGCAAUGUUGUUAUAUUGUUGCAGAAUAACUAUUUAGCGUUCCAAUAUUCUCAAGCGUUUAAGUGCUCAAUUUUACGUAGUUAAAUAUAUUUAAUACAUACCUAUACUACAUUGUGUUACGGGAUUUCUCUUUGAAGGGCUUCAUAGCUAGAAAUUGCAUGUCAUUAGUAAUAUUUAUAUAGUGUUCAUUUAAACAUUUUUCAUAAGAACUGCUAAAAAAGUGUGUUUUCUCUUAAAUUAUUAAGGCAAACUGUACCGGACUCGGUAAAUUGGUCAAGUAUUUUUAUAAUAAAUGUAAUUUGGAGAGGUUCCUCUCUCUUCAUUAAUGGUUUUUCUUUUCAUUAUAUCGAGGGGUGAAAGACUAUUUGUUUUAAGCGAUAUUCCGCUUAAUACGCAACAAUUAUCUUUGUAAUUAAAGAUGCGUUUUAUUUGGUAUUCGCAUCAACAGUCCGAUGAUUUUAAUUGAACUUCAAUUAAGUUUACUCCAUGAAUAUAGCUGAAGAAGUUUUUAUGUUAUUAUAUUUUUUCCAAAUUUUAAUGUUUAAAUGCUUCUCAUGUAAAGUUGCACGAGUCAGUCGUUCACCCCUCGAAUUAUCAUUUCAGAUGCUUUAAGUGUGCAUAGUACAAGUUUUAGACGAUUGACAAUACAUUAAAGAACUUAGUGAUAAAA
Messenger RNA from Bombyx mori (domestic silkworm), 6624 nucleotides. Its product is annotated as START domain-containing protein 10. Bases 1121 to 2200 code for a protein of 359 amino acids. NCBI's taxonomy places the organism in Eukaryota, Metazoa, Arthropoda, Insecta, Lepidoptera, Bombycidae. The transcript is spliced from 6 exons. The record is from RefSeq and is a predicted model, not a curated record. Gene Ontology annotation, molecular function: lipid binding.